AAUAAAAGAAAUUAAGAAAAUCACAAAUUACCCAACUAUGACCACUAGGUCCAGGGUAUGGGGCAAUAUGAGGUCAAUCCAAUAGGACUAAAAUAACACACGUGAAUAAAGUUUAACUAAUCACUGCACAGCAAACUUAAACAAAAAAAAAGCAAAGCACUAAAAAUCACACUUCUAGUGAACAGGACUUGAUAUAGCCAAAUAUGGUUGACUCCAAACCCCCAGUCCCAGUAACAAUUAUAGCCACAGCUAAAAUAAACUAAUUGUACCACGUAGUUACAAAUAGGCUAGAGUCUAUACAGAGCAAAUAAUUAAAACCACAUUACCUAAAAUACCUGAGCAGUUAAUACACUUAGUGCUACAAAAUUUGUUAUGGUAGAAUAAACAAAAUAAAAAAAAGAAAUGCAACAAAAACAGAAAACAGCAACUGGCAACCACUGGAACUGUGGCUCUCUAUGCAAAUACACAAAAAACACAUUAAUACAUUCAUCACAUGAAAACAGUGCAAAUUGCAUUCAAGUACAAGAGGAGACAUACCACUUAAUUCAAGGUGGAAUGCUAACUUCGCCCAUGGACAGGGUAGCAGCUUUAAACCUCUAUUAAAAAUAGAUUACACACAAAAUUAGUUAAAAACACGAUAUAAAGCCCAUUUUGCAUCCUGUUCAGAACAUAUUGAGACAUAUCUUACCUAAAGUCCCCAGGUGACCAUUCUAAAACGGUACUAGUGUUAAAUAUAGUAGUAGCAGUUAAAUAAAGUAGUAGCAACCAAAGCUAAAACACUUAAACUAUUACAGACACAGCAUAUGGAGCUAAAGCAGCCCAAAAGCAUAGAGUGUCUAAUAGUGUACAAUUAAAAUGCAACAGGCAUUUGCCUACUAUUACAGAACUUUAAAAAGUGCAAUAGUUUAAGCCUACCUGAUCAAAAUACCUUCAAAGUUAGUCAGGAUAAGUAGAAAUUAACAAGCAGCUUAGCCAAGAGCUAACAAACAAAGAGUGUAAAUUACCUCAGCAUAUCAUAUAAUUAGCCAGCCUACCUCUUAUAUCACUAGUGAUGGGUCUGACGACCCUGAAACCUCAACACAUGCGCCGAGCUGUCAAGGCGAAACCCCGUGUCGGUGCGUGUAUCAAGUUGAGGAAAACCACGUGACCGAUACACUUCCUGUGUCCUUUGGUAGCGAUGGGUCUGACGACACUGAAACUUCAGCGCAUGCACCGAGCAAACAAGGCGAACCCCUGUGUCGGGCCGCGUAUCAUUUUAAGGAAAACCACGUGACCGAUGCAUUUCCUCGCGCAGUUGCUUGCAAUGACUUUCUUAGUCCAGCAGAUGUCGCCAUUAAGUGAUACAGCAACACAGUUUCAACACAGUGUCGAUACAGUUUGGGAAAUGUGCCAUACACACAAUGAGGCUUCAUCUGCCCAUCACUAUAUAUCACGUCGCCAGGCACAAACACAGACUGUUGCUAUUUAUAGCCACUCACAGCUGUUCUACCCCAACUGCGUGCAACAGAGAAGCGACUCCUCAAUGAUUCAGUGAAGGCAGAAGUCUAUAAAGCAGAGCUAAAGAAGUCCUGGUUCACCCCCAUCACUUAGUGACACACAAUGCUUUCUGGCCCAAACCUGGGGCCUUCUCUUCUUAAUGUCCUGCUGCGGUUGAGGGAACAUUCUAUUGCCAUCAGCAGUGGCAUAAAGGGCAUGUUUUCUCAGGUUAGGCAGCUUCCUGAAGAUUGUUCCCUUAUUUGCUUCCUCUGAUGUGAUUUAUGAAGAAACUCCCAACCCGAUAUCUUUGAGUGGCAAGUCCUUCCAUUUGGGACAACAUGCUCACCAUGUUGCACCAUUUAUGCUCUUCAGCGGCAUGUUUGUGACAACAGUUCUGAUGGGGAUGAUGUCUGUCAUUCAGUGCACAAGCACUUCUAUGUUGACAAUUGGCUCCAGAGUUUCCUUACAGUAGAAGAUGCUCGGACUGUGGUGGACAACAUGAGAAGGCUGUUGUGUGAAGAAGGCUUUGAAUUGCGUCAGUGCUACAACACCUAGACAACAUCAGCUUACUUUGUUGCUAUGUGAGUGCCAAAUUGGACCACAUUCAUAGCAAGCAUGAGGUGCACAUCGUCUGUGAUGCAUCAGAAGACACGCAUGGGCAAGUAGAGGUGGACUUUCUAACAGCUUGUUUCAGAGUAGCCCCCAAACGGCAACUCUCCAUACCUCGUUUGGAGUUGUGUGCAGCCCUUACUGGGGCACAAUUAGCUAAGCUGCUGCAGAAUGAGCUUACUUUGAUCAUCUUUAAAGUCAUCAUGUGUACUGAUUCCACAACUGUUCUUUCAUGGAUUAGAUCAGACUCCUGUUGUCACAAAGUGUUUGUGGGCACCCGCAUUACAGAGAUACAGUAGCUGACUGACACUCAAUCCUGGCAGUAUGGGACAUCUGCUGAGAACCCAGCUGAUGACCUUACACGGGGGAAGUCACUGGCAGAUAUAGUAGGAAAGAGUCAGUGAGCUAGUGGUCCCCUGUUUCUAGCUUUACUACCUGACCAAUGGCCAUCUAAUGUCAUCAAGCCCUAGCAUUGAAGACUGUAGUGAUCUAUGUGGAGAUGCAAUCUGUCUGCUGACAACAAUAACCUCUGCCCAUGCCAUCCCUGGUGCUCAGCAAUUUGACAACUGAUUGUCAAAUACAGUGACUUAGUUGCUGAGACAGAUCGAUGUAUUCAUGGGGCGGCUGUAGAAGUAGAGGGAAAUCCAAAAGAAGAGCCCUUCAAAGAAGCAGAACUCAGCCUUUUAAGAUCUGCACAACUGGAUAGUUUCCCUGAGGAGGUGCAGUGUCUUGCUGCAAGAAAACCACUACCCUACUCUGUUGACCUUGAUGCCGGAGUUUGAUCAUGAUCUGCGACUUAUUCGUGUGGGGGGUCGGCUGAUGCAACUUGAGACUGACAUGUUUCAUCCCGUUGUGCUGGAUCCAAGGCACCCUGUAACCAAACUGAUCAUUCAAAAGACAGACAGAGACUUAAGGCAUCCAGGUGCAGAGCAUCUGUUUGCUAAGAGCACUCCGAUCAGGGCACUAACUUCAAGGGAGGAGAAAGGGAGUUGCAAGAAGCAUUCAAAGCCCUACACCCCUUCCUUUAAUCUUCCCUGUGCUCCUCACUUUGGAGGAGCUUGGGAGCAGGAGAUAAGGUCUAUCAAGACUGCACUUAAAGCCAGCUUGGGUUCCCAGCUGGUUACCCCAGAAGUUCUGAGUACCACGCUGAUAGAAAUAGAAGGAAUCUUGAAAUAUAAGCCAUUGGGAUACGUGUCCUCUGAUGUCAGUGACCCUGAUCCUGUAACUCCCAACCGUACUUACAUCAGACACCUGUCAGUCGGCUCAUCGGACUGAAGACGACCAUCCAUAGAGCACUUCAAAUUUGGGGGUGGCUGUUGUGAAGAUUGGAUGAAUAAAUGUGUGAAGAUUAUGGGAACAGUGCCCCCUAGAGGCCAAUUAGUGGACUGCACAUGAGAGUCUGGAAAAUUCCAUUGCACAUGCUCUGUUUAGAAGGUGCAUAGCAGAACCAUGAGGAGCCAGUUCAGCAGCUCCUGAGUUCAUUAAGGAAAUGUGUUAUCAAGUGGAUUUUGUGACUGUGUGCGUCUAUAGAGCCAUGGAUGGGGAUGAGUGCGAGUUUUCGGAUCCUGAGCUGUCUCGCUCACACCGGGGCAGUGUCGCUUCCUCUGUUUCCCGCACUCAAGACGUGUUGGUGUACCUGGUAGGUGACAGCGCGGUGCACCUGUGUGUGGAGGGUGUUGUGAGUGUGUGUGUGCAGGAGUUGGGCCGCUUGGUCCGGCAGCCUCUCAACAUUACAGACUGUGAUCAGGAUGCGUUCGCUUUCUGGCUCUGCUCACCGUUACUCGAGCUACAGCUGAAACCAAAGCACCAGCCAUAUAAGCUGUGUCGACAGUGGCAGGACUUGCUGUACCGCUUCACUGAUGCCUCCACAGAAGACAUCUCAGUAGAUGAGCCGUGUCUUCAGUACAAAAGGAAUGUUUUUUAUCCCAAAGCAAAAGAACUUCAGGUGGAGGAUGAGGGAGUGUUAAAGCUUCUGUAUGAAGAAGCCCGGCUAAAUAUCCUGGAGAAUCGUUAUCCGUGUGAUCCGGAGCACUGGAUCCGACUCGGGGCUCUGAGUUGUGCCAUAGAGUUUGGCUCCGGGCUGGAUGACUAUAAACUGAUUGUAGCUGUUCGAGAGAAGAAGCUGACCUCCUUUUUGCCAGCCCAUGUGGUUUUGGGCCCUGGGGGCUUUUUCUCAAGUCUGCGCGCAAGGGGAAGUCGGCAGGGAGAGUUAGAGCAGAGACUCCUGAAAGAAUAUCGCACGCUGAGCAGCACCCAGGGAUCAGCAGCGCUUUUCCGACAGUACCUUAGUACCUGCCACAAACUACCUUAUUACGGCUGUGCUUUCUUUGCGGGUGAGAUUGAUAAGCCAGCACAGGGCAUCCUGCAUCGUGGAGGGAGGAAGAGCGUUAGUGUGGGGAUCAGUCUGGAGGGAGUGUACGUCAUGGACAUGAAAGAAAAGCAUGUGCUGUUGGGUCUGCGCUUCAGCGAGCUCUCCUGGGACCACUCAUACCCUGAGACUGAAGGGGACUCCCACAUCCUGUGGCUGGAGUUUGAUGGGGAAGAAGAUGGAACACCUGUCAACAAAUUACUAAAGAUUUACUCCAAACAGGCAGAGCUAAUGAACGGUUUGAUCGAGUUCUGUGUAGAGCUGCGAUCAGUAGGGAAUGCUGCAGUGGCAGCAGAUAUGGAUGGAGACGCCACUGCUUCCCAAGAACCUGCGGAGCACACACCUUCCAGCCAGACGCAGGAGAGGCGGAGUCGGCUGCGCAGGCAGAGCAGUGUGAUGUGUAGCCGUAUACACACACUCAACACUAUUAGCUAUGUGGAUGAUGGUAAAGAGAUUAAGCGCUUGAAGCCAAAGAGAGCCACUUCUUUUUUCACCCGACAGGCUCCACCCACUUACUCUACUGUUCAGGUGACAGACAGUUUGGAGCAGGGCUGAAAUCCAACACCACCCUAGCCCAGAGACCAAAACUACUCCUAACCACUCUGACUCGGAAGCUGAGAGGACAGAAACGGACCAAGAUCAUAAUGUUGAACUACUGUGUAUGGAGAACAGUGAACUUCUAAUGUUGAUGAUGUUGCAAGCUUAAGUUAUAUCUCUCUUUGUUGUGUGAUUUUACCUCAGAAAUGUUAGAGAGGCGAUGUAGGACUGAAUCAGGUGAAAGAUAGGAGGCAAAAUCUCAGCUAUGCAAAACCAACUUUCCAACCCACAAACCAAACUUUCCAAACGUUAAGAGUGCACACUGUGAUGCUGCACUAACUAACCAGUGCCUCUACCUUGUCCUGCUGCUGCUCUAUGUACUCCAGGGCUUCAUACACUUCAUCUGGGACAUGUGAAGGUGGGGUGCAAAACGGUGCAUCAUCACUGUUGUAACAUAACUUCUGAUUUCUAAGAAUGGAAUGAAACUUUUUUUUAUAGGAAGAGCAAAAAUGUAUCUAAGUUCAGGUCUGUUUCAGAUAAAGCCAGACCAUUCUGUAUGGCACUUUGCAAAAGUUUAACACACCUAAACACUUUUAUUAUUCUCAUAAUAAUUAUCCUUGUUUUUAGGGGAAAAAUAUAGUUUUCAUUAAAAUAUAUUUAACAUUACAUAGAAUAAGAAGUACUUUUUUUAAUGCAUACAUGUUCAGAUAUUUUUUUUAAUAUAUAUAUAUAUAUAUAUAUAUAUAUAUAUA
Molecule: messenger RNA, 5742 nt
Organism: Astyanax mexicanus (Mexican tetra)
Lineage: Eukaryota; Metazoa; Chordata; Actinopteri; Characiformes; Acestrorhamphidae
Gene: frmd8
Product: FERM domain containing 8
Exons: 11
Coding region: 3575-5008 (477 amino acids)
Biological process (GO): negative regulation of canonical Wnt signaling pathway
Cellular component (GO): plasma membrane; cytoskeleton
Source: RefSeq, a predicted model, not a curated record